UGGCUUCACUUGGCAACUAGAUCCUCACCACAGCUCUCUCUCUCUCACACACACAAAAAAAAAAAUGGGGUGUUCUUGGCCGGAAAACUCGCCGUCGAAACCCAGAAAAGCGAUUGAAGAGCUCAUUCAAGGCCGUGAAUUCGCAAAUCAGCUCCGGGGACUGCUCAGUAAGUCGAUCGGAUAUGAUGGGUCAGCCCCGGAAAAAGAUCUCGUUCUCAAAAUCUUGAACUCCUUCGCAAACACUCUUUCGUUAUUGAAUUCUGCCGAGUCCGACGUCGACGUCGACGUUACUCAGGUUCAGCCCAAUACCCAAGCCAGUUCGCCUUGCUGGGAUGCGCCCAAGUCGGAAUCUUCCGGCGAAAGUUGUCGGAGUAUUUCAACGGUGAAGGAUCGGAGGGGAUGUUAUAAGAGAAGGAGGACUUCACAGACGAUAACUAAAGACACCCCAACUCUGAUCGAUGACGGCCAUGCAUGGAGAAAGUACGGACAAAAGGCGAUCCUUAAUGCUAAAUACCCAAGGCAUUAUUACAGGUGCACUCAUAAACAUGAUCAGGGAUGCCAAGCGGCCAAACAGGUGCAAAGAAUCCAAGAGGAUCCGGUAAUGCACAGGACAAUAUAUAUUGGGCAUCACACGUGCAGAACGUUCUCAAAAGUGCCGGAAUUAAUCUUGGAUGCUUCUCCUGAUGAUUCUCCAUUUGUUCUAAGCUUCGACAACACCUUCACAAACAAACACAACCACCCAUUUCUCUCAUCAUCUUUCCAAUCAGUGGUCAAGCAGGAAUACAAGGAGGAGAUGCCCGCCGCCGAUGACAUCACCCACAACAACCAAUCAUCAUCGUCUGAUUAUCUCGUGUCACCGGAUGAGACGGCACUCGAAUCAUUCUACAACAGCAUCACUGACUUAUCAUCAUCACCCAUUGAGUCCGAUAAUGGGGAUGGUAUUUCUAGGACCUUGGUAGGCUCGGCUGACUUUGCCGAUGCUGAUCUGCUAUUUGAAUUUUGAUGGGCGCAUGCCUUUUUUUUUUUUAAGGUUUAUGUAGAAAAUUAGAAAAUUAAUGUAUGACUAGUAAAAAAAAAAAAAAAAAAAUAUUUUCUACUAGUUGGCACUUGGCAGCUCCAUUAAUUAGUGUAUAAGAUG
Corylus avellana is the source of this 1138-nucleotide messenger RNA. It is a transcript of the gene WRKY62, whose product is annotated as WRKY DNA-binding protein 62. Gene Ontology annotation, biological process: regulation of DNA-templated transcription. Gene Ontology annotation, molecular function: DNA-binding transcription factor activity; sequence-specific DNA binding. The record is from RefSeq and is a predicted model, not a curated record. Lineage: Eukaryota; Viridiplantae; Streptophyta; Magnoliopsida; Fagales; Betulaceae.